This is a messenger RNA of Eupeodes corollae, 2320 nucleotides long. It is a transcript of the gene Pif1, whose product is annotated as ATP-dependent DNA helicase PIF1. The transcript has 3 exons. The record is from RefSeq and is a predicted model, not a curated record. Gene Ontology annotation, biological process: telomere maintenance; DNA repair. Gene Ontology annotation, molecular function: DNA helicase activity. Lineage: Eukaryota; Metazoa; Arthropoda; Insecta; Diptera; Syrphidae. Bases 200 to 2170 code for a protein of 656 amino acids.
CUUAAACAAAUGACAGCUGGAUGGAAGUUUUCCUUUUUAAAAUAACCAGUUUCGAGUUUGGCGCGUUUUCAUUCACAAUUUCAUUUUUUCUUUUUCCAUUUUCCCAUCCGAUCCCUCAUUUGCCUUUGUUCCACGUAUUAAUAGAACAGGUGCCCGCGAAAAAAAUCACAAAUUCAUUAAAAUUUAGUUAAAAUACGAAAUGGAUCUAAACGACGCCGUCCUCACCUGUGCGGUAAACAUCCAAUGGACUAAUUCCGUUGGAGUAACAGGACGAAAAUUGGUCUACCGCACCGCAACCCUCCGUCUGGUUCGCAAUGAACUCCGAGAAAUCUUCAUUGAAGUGUCCACAGAAAAGUCGAAACCCAUAAAAUUCAAAUUAAAAGACGUCAUGAUCCAUAAGAAGUUCAUGAACGAGGGGAAGUGUACGUUCAAUUUCAAAGCCGAAAAUUGUUCCAUGUAUCUGUCCAACGCACCUCCUGGCACACUCAUGAACUUCCUACGGAUUGUGUUUAUCAAGUUAAAUGGAUCCCCAAAUGAAAACCUUGACGAGGCUACGAUGCAGAAAAAACUAAGAGCCCAUCUCUUAUCCGGGAAACCGAGUACUUUCGAGGAAGUCAGUCCGGUGACAACCGCUGAAAUGGUGAUGGCCAGAAAAGCUGCCGGUGUAUCCAAAUCCACUGUGACCACGCCCUCCCCAAAAGCCGUCAAGAAACGAAGGUUCGAUGAGCUCCGCUCAGGCGAGAAUUCCGCCCCGGCAGCUAAGAAACUCUACCAACCCUCCCCGCUGACCGAGGAGAGUGUAAAACUCUGCCAGGAGCAGACUGAAGUCUUGCAAGCCUGCGUUGCUGGCAAGAAUAUAUUCUUCACUGGAUCUGCCGGGACAGGCAAGAGUUUCCUUCUGAAGAAAAUCAUCUCCGCCUUGCCCCCAGACGGAACUGUGGCUACGGCCUCAACGGGUGUGGCAGCUUGUUUAAUUGGGGGUGUUACUUUGCAUGCAUUUGCUGGAAUUGGCGGCGGAGAUGCUAGCAUAGCACGGUGCAUAGAGUUGGCAUCCCGGCCUGUGUCCUCGUCGAACUGGAGGAAGUGCAAAAGACUGAUUAUUGACGAAAUAUCAAUGGUAGAUGGAUUGUUCUUUGAGAAAAUCGAAACCGUAGCGCGUCACGUUCGCAAGAAUGACCGUCCUUUUGGAGGAAUUCAAUUGAUUCUCUGUGGGGACUUCCUCCAGCUUCCUCCCGUUGUCAAACGAGACGAAUCAAACGCCCAACGCUUUUGUUUCCAAUCACCGGCCUGGGAAAAGUGCAUCGAGCGUGUCUUUGAACUGAAAGAAGUCCAUCGUCAAAGUGACCCGGAGUUUGUGAGAAUUCUCAAUCAUUUGCGCAUUGGACACGUCAAUGAGGACAUAACCAAGCGUCUCAUGACCACGUCGAAACAGAAAAUCGAAGGCAAUGGCAUUUUGGCAACCCAAUUGUGUUCCCACACCAACGACGCCAACUCGAUAAACGAAUCGAAGCUGGAAAAUCUCGAAGGCGAAAAGGUCCUCUUCAAGGCCGAGGACAGUGAUGCCAGCAUGUCAAAGCAGCUCGAUGGCCUCGUCCAGGCUCCGUCGCAGUUAUAUUUGAAGAUCAAUGCCCAAGUUAUGUUGUUGAAGAACAUCAACAUAGCAAAUGGGUUGGUGAAUGGAGCCCGAGGGGUUGUGGUUCGCAUCGAUCGGGGAGUUCCCACAGUUCGAUUCAAGAACAACCAAGAAUACGUGUGCAAGCAUGAGAAAUGGAUGAUCAAGACUGCCACUGGAGGCAAUGUCACUCGCCGACAGGUUCCCCUCAAACUCGCCUGGGCUUUCUCCAUUCACAAGUCACAAGGGCUCACCCUCGAUUGUGUUGAGAUGUCUCUAUCCAAAGUAUUCGAAGCCGGACAGGCUUAUGUUGCUCUAAGUCGUGCCAAGAGUUUGGACAGUGUGAGAAUUCUGGACUUUGAUCCGAAACAAGUUUGGGCCAAUCCGAUGGUGUUGCAAUUUUAUAAAUUAUUCCGACGACGUUUACACGACACAACAAUGAUUCCACUUGGCAAUAAGAAUGCAAAAGCAAAGAAAGAAAAUGCGGGAGGUGGCGCCGGAGCUUUAGCGAAGUUUAAGAAGAGUCUCAUGAACAAACCAUUGGUGUCGAUUGGUUAAAUUCAUUUUAUUUAGUAAAAUUCUAGUAUAGUAUAUUCGUAAGUUGAGAGAGAGAAAUAUAUGUAUUUUUUAACAAAUUGUAUUUUUGAGAUCGGACAAUGAACAAUUUUGGGAAUAAAGCUAAAUAUUUCACUUUUGAACGCGUAAAAA